Molecule: messenger RNA, 2678 nt
Organism: Rosa rugosa (rugosa rose)
Lineage: Eukaryota; Viridiplantae; Streptophyta; Magnoliopsida; Rosales; Rosaceae
Product: lupeol synthase-like
Exons: 13
Coding region: 134-2428 (764 amino acids)
Biological process (GO): triterpenoid biosynthetic process
Cellular component (GO): lipid droplet
Molecular function (GO): beta-amyrin synthase activity
Source: RefSeq, a predicted model, not a curated record
UGUUCUCUGGUAUGUUUGUAUCUAUAUAAAACCAGAUAGCUAGGUAUCAAACAUUAUAAUUCAUUCUAUAUAUGUGUAUCAUUUAUAUGCAGUAGAAAAAAAGUGUUUUGUUUGUAAUAAUAGUACUAAUGAGAUGUGGAGGAUUGAGUAUGGAAAGGGUGCAAAUGACCCUCAUUUAUUCAGCACAAACAACUUGCAUGGGAGGCAGACAUGGAAGUUUGACCCAAAUGCAGGCACACCAGUAGAGAGAGCAGAGGUUGAAGCCGCUCGUGAGAAUUACUACCAAAAUCGGUUCAAGAUCCAGCCCAGUAGUGAUCUCCUUUGGCGUUUUCAGAUGCUAAGAGAGAGAAACUUCAAGCAAGAAAUUCCUCCAGUAAGAAUUGGGGAAGGUGAUGACAUUACAUUUGAUCAGGCUACAGCUGCCUAUAGGAGGGCUGCUAGCUUCUGGAAUGCCUUGCAAUCACCCCAUGGUCAUUGGCCUGCUGAAAUUGCUGGCAUAAAUUUUUUCUGUCCUCCCUUGCAGGUAAUGAGUUUAUACUCAAUGGGACAUCUUAAUGUUGUUUUCUCUGCUGAACAUAAGAAGGAAAUCUUGCGCUACUCGUACAAUCAUCAGAAUGAAGAUGGUGGGUGGGGAUUGCACAUAGCAGGGCCUAGUAUGAUGUUCACCACAUGUCUCAACUACUGUAUGAUGCGUAUCCUCGGAGAAGGCACUGAGGGCGGUCGAGAUAAUGCCUGUGCAAGGGCCCGGAAAUGGAUUCUUGACCGCGGUGGUGCACAAUAUUCUGCUUCAUGGGGAAAGACCUGGAUGGCGAUACUUGGUGUUUAUGAUUGGGAAGGAAGCAACCCUAUACCCCCGGAGUUUUGGACUUACCCCACUCUGCUUCCUUUUCAUCCAUCAAAGAUGUUGUGCUACUGUAGGUUAACUUACCUACCCAUGUCCUACUUUUAUGCAAAAAAGUUUGUUGGCCCAAUCACUCCUCUGGUUGAACAAUUGAGACAAGAAAUUUACUGUGAACCUUACAGUGAAAUUAAGUGGAGUAAAGUGCGCCAUCAUUGUGCAAAGGAAGAUAACUACUAUCCUCAUGGAAGGGUACAACGUUUUAUGUGGGACACUCUUUACCAUGUUUGUGAGCCUAUUCUUGCUUGGUGGCCCUUUAAGAAGAUCAGAGACAAUGCUGUUCAAUUUACCAUUGACCAAAUCCAUUAUGAAGAUGAGAACAGUCGCUACAUUACCAUUGGAUGUAUCGAAAAGCCAUUAAUGAUGCUUGCCUGUUGGGUUGAGGAUCCUAGCGGAGAAGCUUUUAAGAAGCAUCUUCCUAGACUUGAUGAUUAUAUUUGGGUCGGUGAAGAUGGAAUCAAGAUUCAGAGUUUUGGCAGCCAGACUUGGGAUUGUUCUCUUGCAAUCCAAUCUUUGCUUGCUGGGAAUCUCCAUAAUGAAUUUGGACCUGUACUUAAGAAAGCACAUGACUUCCUAAAGAUAUCCCAGGUGAGGAUCAAUCCUUGUGGUGACUACCUAGCUCAUUUCCGUCACAUUUCCAAAGGAUGCUGGACUUUCUCUGAUCGGGAUCAUGGAUGGCAAGUUUCAGAUUGCACUGCAGAAGCAUUGAGGUGCUGCUGUCUGUUUGCAAUGAUGUCACCAGAGGAGGUUGGCGAGCCAAUGGAAGCCGAGUGUAUGUAUGAUGCUGUCAAUGUCAUAAUGUCACUACAGAGUCCAAAUGGUGGUGUAUCAGCAUGGGAGCCGACUGGAGCUCCUAAAUGGUUGGAGUGGCUCAACCCUGUCGAAUUUUUUGAGGACCUUGUCAUUGAAUAUGAUUACAUCGAGUGCACUUCAUCUUCGAUUCAGGCCUUAGUUUUGUUUAGGAAGUUGUAUCCUAAUCACAGAAGGAAAGAGAUCAACAACUUCAUCACAAGGGCUGCAGACUACAUUGAAAGCAUACAAUACGCUGAUGGCUCAUGGUAUGGAAACUGGGGUAUCUGCUUUCUCUAUGGAACAUGGUUUGGAAUCAAAGGGUUAGAGGCUGCAGGAAGAACCUACCACAAUUGCGAGGCAGUUCGCAAAGGUGUUGACUUUUUGCUAAAAACACAAAGGGAAGAUGGUGGUUGGGGAGAGCACUACACCUCAUGCACGAACAAGAAAUACACAGCUCAAGACAGUACAAAUCUGGUGCAAACUGCCCUCGGAUUAAUGGGUCUAAUUCACGGUCGACAGGGUGAGAGAGAUCCAACUCCUAUUCACCGUGCUGCAAGGGUCUUGAUGAACGGUCAGUUGGAUGAUGGUGAUUUUCCCCAACAGGAACUGGUGGGAGUUUUCAUGAGGAAUGCAAUGUUACACUAUGGAGGAUAUAGGAAUGUUUUCCCAUUGUGGGCUCUUGGAGAGUAUCGUACGUACUCUGGAGCAGUUGCUUUAGCAAAAGGAUUUGAACUUUGACUCACAAGCAGAAGAUCAUAGAAAGAAUAAUCACUUAAAAAAGAAUAAUCUAUUUGUAUAUACUAGUCUCUUGACACACAUCCGUGCUUUUCGUUUUCUUUACAAAAAAUAUAUAUAAAGUAGUAAAUAAACAAUGAAAUACAGGAAAAUAAAGAGAGAGAGACAAAUAAACAGAUUUUAAGCACUUUUGUCCUUAUGGGUCAAGGACCCUUUGUCCCUUUCUAAUAAGAGAAAUUUAGAAAAUUGACCA